GGCGCGCUCUGCUUGUCACCACUGACUGCUGCACACGGAGGAAACGGUACGCUGCUCUCUCUCGGGCUGUGCUCAGACCCUAUCUCUUAUCUCACCCGCCCUCAGUCUGUUUGCACGCAAAACAGUCCGUUGUUGACUGGAAUACGAUACGAAGAUCCUGCUUCUAGGCAGGUUUUUCUACAAGUGUUCUACUGCUCAGUAUGCCAGAACGCAUGGACUAAUUUAACGACGAUGGCUUCGUUGCGAAUGGUCGCCAAACUCCGGGCUGGAGUUGUCGGAUGUACUAAACCGUUCCGCUACGCACUCAAAACAACCCGAUCUCCGGUGAAAUUACUGCAUACGGACCAUCCCAGACAGCCACAGUGGAGAUGUCCUCCCCAAGUGGUCUUCUGCAGUACUGUAGCACCCUCUAGUGAUGUGGUGUUGCAGUAUAAACAUGGACGACCGGUGCUGGCUGUGCCGCUACCCUCCAGGCAGGAGAGCUGUCUGUUCUUCCUCAGGCCCAUGUUAAUGACUGUAGGAGACCUGAUCCACGACCUGCAGAGAGAAGACCCAGGAGUCACCUCUGCCUCUGUGCUCACCAAGGAUGGUGCACGGGUAGCUAACAGCACCUCUAUAGACAGUCUCCUGGACAAAGACUUCCAGCUCCUCAUCAAUGAUGCUGUAUACAACAUCCACUCCCCUGAAAGAGGUGAAGCAACUCUUUCCCAAAACAUAGAGGCGUCCAGUGUGUCCAGUGAGCAUGUGGUGGACGUGGAGGACAUGAAGCACAUGGUGCAGCUGCUCCACACGGCCCUCCACCUGCCUGACCACCACCUGCUGAAGGAGAGGCAGCUGCUGGAGAGACUGGAUGGACUCAAACAGGACCUCUCACCUCUGGAACAGGUGAAGGCACAGCUGGCGCGCAGUGCAGAGUUCCACUCCUCCAGGACUCUGUGGACAGGUGUGGCCCUGCUGUCUGUGCAGGGCGGGGCCUUGGCCUGGCUCACCUGGUGGGUGUACUCCUGGGAUGUCAUGGAGCCCGUCACCUACUUCCUCACCUACUGCACCAGCAUCGGAGUCUUCUCCUACUAUGUCCUCACCAAGCAGGAUUAUGUGUAUCCAGAUGCCAAAGACAGGCAGUUCCUGUAUUACUUCCACAAGGGUGCCAAGAAGGAGCGCUUCAACGUGCAGAAGUACAAUGAGCUGAGAGAGGAGUUGGCUUCGGUGGAAGAAGAUUUGAGACGUCUAAGGAAUCCAACCCAACUUCAGCUCCCUGUAGAACAGAUCCAGAGCCAGCCAUGAAGAGCAGCACCACACACACACACACCGUCAAACUGAAGGACUACUGAGCAGCAGCAUUUCUUCCCAUUUAUUUUGAUAACAAUGCAUUUUUCUUACUAACCCUGCAGAUCAUUUUAGAGUUUUGGUUUACACCGGUUACAAUGUUGUAAGUCAUUUGUGGUAAUAGAAGUAUAGUAAUAAAUAUCAUAUGAGAAAGCAUCUUCCUGAAUACUAACCAUAUUUUCUCUGCAUUCCUGGCCAUUGCCGUAAUUCAAUAUAGUAGCUAGUGUCAUUUCUAUAGAAGAGCAAAGUUAUGAAUAGUGAUGUGUAUAUAAUGAGAUGAUCCAUUCUGAACGUUUACAAAGAUUAAGAGGAACUGAGACUGAACACAAAUUACAUUUCAAUAUUUUAUUUCAACAGUUUUACAACUGUCAUUUUAUAAAUGAGAGAUUCUAACUCAAUAGGAGCCCCACGCACCUCUCCAAAUGCUAUUAGUGCAAACCCAAUCUCCCAAAAGGUCAGAGAUACAUUUCCCUGGUGGACCACAAAACAAGAAAAGUACAUUACUCUUACUAAGCAGUGGUUCCUUAUAUUCACCCAUGGAGACUAAAAUGGUCCUCAUUUUCUUGAACAAUUCAGAAAUAGAAACAUGAAUUGGUGUCCAGCACUCAGGUUCACAUACAAAUGAGUAAUACCUCAUGCAUUGUCAUUGCUUUAGUAAAUAUCUCCCAGGUGACUAACAAUUAUUUAUUUGUUAAACAUAAGAUGGUCGGUUGAUUGGUACCCUGAGUUGUCUUAUCUGAGUUACAUAAUGCACACGUGCGCAUAUUUUCUGGCUGAAGAAUAUGCCUGUAGUCAUGUGGUGUAUAAAAAUGGUAUUUAAAAAGAUUGGUACUGUUAAAGUUGUUCAGUAUUGGAGCGACAGGUAGCCAAGUGGUUAGAGAUGCGAGCCAGCAACCAGAGGGUUUCCAAUCCCAGCCCAGAUGGGAUGUGGGGGGGGGUGUAAUUGACCAAUAAAGUAUCUUAAGUUGAAAACAGUUGUCAAAUACCCUCAAUAACAAAGAACAAUGGUAAAAAGCUGUUAUUUUUUAUAGUUAAUUAAAAGGCCAUUGAUUUGAAUGACCAAACAAAGGCACCAUAGUGGCAGUAAACAAUGUAUAGGACUGAUUUUCCUGAGUCAGAGUAGUACCUUAGGUCAUGUGACCAAACCUGCAGUGUUUACUUAACGUCUUUUAGACACUUGACUCCCUGAGGUACUUUCCACAUUGGAAUUUGUUCACGUUUAGCCUGCCACUUUCAAAACAUGUAAAACUACAUUUGAGUUGUAAAGGCUAAGCACAUCCAAGUACAAACAGAAACAACACAAAUUCCCUUUUGACAGAACAAGUGGGGAGACAACAUAUUGAGGCACAUCAUUGUCUGUCUUUUCAUCUUGUCUACUACAGAGGACCAAAUGGGGCAGUGGGUACAGUGGGUCCCUGGCGUAAUAGGUUGGAGGUUGUGGGUUUAAUCCAUAUAUAUUGUGCUUGAUUGACAGUUUCUGUAACUGUCGAUGUCUAACAUACAAAGAGAAGCACUUCAAGUGUGAAGGAUUUGGGGUUAAAUCUCAGCCCUGCAACCAAGCUGUUGUGGGUUCAAAUCUCUACUCUUGUGAUUUAGUGUACGUUGUCGAUGUCAACCAUAUGAAUAUAUGUGUUUUGAAGUGUGAAGCUAUCGGUGGCACAGAUUUAAGGCUUGUUCCUGUGAGAUUAUGGGUUUGAUCCCAGUCACUGAAGUGUGGUUCUAUUGACACUGUAGUGGUUGGAGGACUGAUGAGGGUUAAUACCUGGGGUUCACAUCCCUGUAACCAGCAGUGGUUAUGCGAGAAGAUGCCUGUAUCUCAAGAGAGAUACUAAGUGUUUAUUUUUUUAAGGGAUUUCCCCAUGAAUACACUUCAGGAACUAACACUUAUCUUGGUCAUUUUGACAUUUGCGCAAAUGUGUAGUAGACUAAAGCACAAGAGGCAGGGAUUUAACCCCAGAGCCACUUCUUCCUUUAAACGAUGUGCACAUUUCUUUGUAUAUUUGACACAGAUAGUUGAUGUAAACAAAUCAAGCCCAGGGACCCACUACUCAAUGCUAAGAAUUAGCAGUAUUCUCUCGAGAAAGGCCUUAAGGGACUGGUGAUGCAAAAUCCUUUACUGACUAAGAAUCCCCUCUUAACAAAUAGCUAUCCACAAACAGACUGAGAAUAAAGUCAUUUGAAAUGUUAAUGCUCAAAUUACCAUUCUCAUGUCACUCUUUUACCUGCCCUGCAGGUACAUCCCAUGACCUCUGUCAACACCAACAGGGAAAGCCUGAAGCCGAGCAGCCAAGCAGGUUUCACCAGUAUAGUACAUGCUUUGUUUUAGGUCAGUUUUGCCACCACAGAAUGUGUGUUAAAAUAACACUGCAUACACAAUCAUCAGCCAAUGACAUGAUCUCCAUUUGGUUUCAUAGGAAAGAAGAUUAGAAUAAAGGGAAUAUGCACAGUUU
Molecule: messenger RNA, 3776 nt
Organism: Oncorhynchus mykiss (rainbow trout)
Lineage: Eukaryota; Metazoa; Chordata; Actinopteri; Salmoniformes; Salmonidae
Source: RefSeq, a predicted model, not a curated record